Messenger RNA from Trypanosoma theileri, 336 nucleotides. Its product is annotated as BES15S03c. NCBI's taxonomy places the organism in Eukaryota, Euglenozoa, Kinetoplastea, Trypanosomatida, Trypanosomatidae. The record is from RefSeq and is a predicted model, not a curated record. The transcript has a single exon. The coding region runs from base 1 to 336 and encodes 111 amino acids.
AUGCGGCGGCCCAGCCAUGCUGAGGGGUUCUGGCGCGCCGCGUUCUUCGAGGGAUUCAAAGGGCCAACGACGUUUUUCUUUUUGAAGACUCGUUGGCCCUUUGGCUAUGGCGUUACACAGCAGCGGGACCAGCCGCGUCGUGGUGAGGCAAAAAUAUAUCCAAGAAGAUCCUGGGGCACGUGUCGACGUGCUAUCAGCAGUGAAACGUUCACCAGGUUACUGCUGAGUGGUGAUGGUGUAGAGGAAAAUCCCGGCCCUUCAUUGCGUGGAAUGCAGUGGAACUCAGCUGGACUUACCCAGGCCAAGAGGCUUGUUCUCCAGAAAAACCCUUCUUGA